UAUGCUUUCUUUUUAAAUCUGAGUGGGAAGGGGUCAGGUAGCUAAUUAACAUCUCCCCCGCGUUAGGCUUGGAUCCAAUCUUCCCUCACUUAUGUCAGGGAUGGCAAAUGCCUGGAAAAGAGAAAACAACAAACAGCCUAAACUCCUAUCUCCCAUCCUUCUCAUCCUCUCACUCUCUCUCCUUCUCCUCCUCUUUCUCUUCUUCUUCUCUGCUCGGUCCCCGUCGAAUCCUCCUACCUCCACACUAUUUGUAACCCAAGUUUACCCAAUCCCUUCUUUUAAUUGCUUAGAAUCUCCACAAGCUCACCCUGUGGUUGCCAACAUUGUGGAAAACCUCAAAUACCCCUUUCUCUACUCUCUCUCAGAUUUUGGGUCUUUGCCUGACAAGCCCCACAAGAACAUUGUGAGGCUUCUGAAAGGAAAGCCUUUCAGGAAGCCAGAUAUUUCUGCCACGAUUCAGCAACUUCUUGAAGGGAUGAAAGGAAGAAAUGGGUUGGUGGUGGAUGUUGGGGCUAACGUGGGAAUGGCGAGUUUUGCAGCCGCGGUAAUGGGUUUUAAAGUGCUGGCUUUCGAGCCAGUGAUUGAUAAUCUUAAGAGGAUUUGUGAUGGGAUUUGGUUUAAUCGUGUUGCGGACCUGGUUACUGUUUUUGAGGCUGCUGUCUCUGAUCGGAUUGGGAAUAUUACUUUUUAUAAGCUGGUAGGUCGGCUUGACAAUAGUGCUGUCUCAGCCAAUGGUGCAAAGUUGGCGUUCAAGUCCAACGAAGAAAUAGCCUUUCAAGUAAGGACCGUUCCCCUUGAUGAACUAAUUCCAAAUUCAGAACCUGUGUUGCUUCUCAAAAUUGAUGUCCAAGGAUGGGAAUAUCAUGUGUUGAAAGGGGCCGUAAAAUUAUUGUCAAGAAAGAAAGAUGCAGCUCCCUACCUAAUCUACGAGGAGGAUGAACGGUUGCUGCAAGCGAGCAGCAGUAGUGCCAAAGAGAUCCGGGAUUUCCUCCAUGGUGUUGGAUAUAGCCAUUGUGUCCAGCAUGGUACAGAUGCCCAUUGCACCAAGGGUUAGCGAGCACCAGACCGUUUCAUGGGAAACACAACCCCCCUAACUGAAUGGUUUAGUUUCCACUGUUUCCAGACCGCACCUCACCCCUUGCAAGGAAAUGUAAGACAUUCGGCUGCUUGGUGUUUUUCAUUUCUUCGUGCCGUGUGAAAUUUUUAGAUAUGUAGAGUUUGCAUGUAAGACACUUGGCUGGCUGCUCUGGUGUGUGCCACUUCUUGCCACGUGAAUUUUUCCGAUUAGUUGCAAGCUGUUGUAGGUGACUGCAAUAGAGGGCCUUCGCACCUGCACUGGCCGGGAAAGGUCAAGUUUUCUUGGAUGUGCAUUCGAGCUAUCCGAUUGUAACUUUUAUUGAUGCAAUGAUGUUUUUCUUCUCUCUUUCGUUUAAGAAAAUCCAUGAUUGAUUUU
Molecule: messenger RNA, 1453 nt
Organism: Populus euphratica (Euphrates poplar)
Lineage: Eukaryota; Viridiplantae; Streptophyta; Magnoliopsida; Malpighiales; Salicaceae
Exons: 2
Coding region: 92-1054 (320 amino acids)
Source: RefSeq, a predicted model, not a curated record